AUGGAGCUGGCUCAUAGUUUGUUACUGAAUGAGGAAGCAUUAGCUCAAAUCACAGAAGCAAAGAGACCUGUCUUUAUCUUUGAGUGGUUAAGAUUUUUGGAUAAAGUCCUGGUAGCUGCUAACAAGACAGAUGUCAAGGAAAAACAGAAGAAACUUGUAGAACAGCUGACAGGACUCAUCAGCAGUUCCCCUGGGCCACCUACACGAAAACUACUGGCAAAAAAUCUUGCUGCUCUCUACAGCACUGGAGACACGUUUACUGUUUUUCAGACGCUUGACAAAUGUAACGACAUCAUCAAGAGCAAAGAUGAUACUGCAGCCUACCUGCCCACGAAACUGGCUGCUGUGGCAUGUAUUGGAGCAUUUUAUGAAAAAAUGGGCCGAAUGCUGGGUAGUUCUUUUCCGGAAACAGUGAAUAAUCUUUUAAAGUCUCUGAAAAGUGCAGAGUCUCAGGGCCGCAGUGAAAUUCUGAUGAGUUUACAGAAAGUCCUGAAUGGACUUGGAGGAGCAGCAGCUUCCUGUCACCGUGAUAUUUAUAAGAAUGCCCGAUCUCUGUUGACGGACAGAUCUAUGGCUGUACGAUGUGCAGUGGCUAAGUGUCUGCUGGAGUUACAGAAUGAAGCGGUGUUUAUGUGGACAGCUGAACUAGAGAAUGUUGCAACGUUGUGCUUUAAAGCUCUGGAAAACUCCAACUAUGGCGUGCGAGUUGCAGUGUCAAAGCUUUUGGGAACGGUCAUGGCUACAGCACUGAUACCAAAGCAAGCAACAGUGAUGCGACAGAAUGUGAAGAGAGCCACGCUUGAGGAGGUCUUGGAGCUCAUGGCCACUGGAUUUCUGCGAGGAGGAUCUGGUUUCCUAAAGAGUGGUGGAGAGAUGUUAAAAGUAGGAGGAUCUGUCAAUAGGGAAGUGCGAGUUGGUGUUACGCAGGCCUAUGUUGUCUUCGUUACAACAUUAGGAGGUCAGUGGCUGGAGCGCAACUUUGCUACGUUUUUGUCGCACGUACUUGAUCUGGUCUCCCAUCCGCGUGCAACUCAGACCCACGUGGAGGCAGUUUACUCUCGAAGAUGCGUGUCCUUCAUCCUGCGAGCAACUGUGGGCAGCUUACUUGGAGAGAAAGCACAGAUUGCAGCUGCCAAAGACAUAUGUCAAGCCAUUGGUAAACAAAUGAAGGCAGUGGAAACUGUAGUGAAUGAUGCGAACAGUGAAAAUAAGUCGGGAGCUGCUGAUGUAGCUGCAAGCCAGCAUGUAAUGGUGUGUGCCCUCCAGGAACUGGGUAGUCUCGUUCAGAGUCUGAAUGCCACUGCAUCUCCUCUUAUUCAAGAACCCUCGAUUGGUCUCUUGGAGACAGUAACUUCAGUUCUUCUUCAUCCCAGCAUGGCUGCUCGGCUUGCUGCAGCAUGGUGCUUGCGGUGUGUGGCUGUGGCAUUGCCUUUUCAGUUGACUCCAUUUUUAGAUAGAUGUGCAGAAAGACUCAACAAUCUGAAGACCUCCCCUGAAGCUGUUAGUGGCUACAGUUUUGCGAUGGCUGCUUUGUUAGGUGGUGUGCAUCAGUGUCCCUUGGGUAUUCCUCAUGCCAAAGGAAAGAUGGUGGUCAGUAUUGCUGAGGAUCUGUUACGAACUGCUGCACAAAACAGCAGGCUCUCCUUGCAGCGGACUCAAGCUGGAUGGCUUUUACUUGGAGCACUUAUGACUUUAGGUCCUUCUGUUGUGCGGUAUCAUCUGCCUAAGAUGUUGCUGCUAUGGCGAAACGUGUUUCCACGUUCUCUGAAGGAGCUGGAAGCAGAGAAGGCGAGAGGAGAUUCUUUUACCUGGCAAGUAACGCUGGAAGGCCGGGCUGGAGCUCUGUGCGCUAUGAGAAGUUUUGUUGCUCACUGUCCUGAGCUCCUUACUGAGGAUGUGAUCAGGAAAUUGAUGACGCCCAUAGAAUGUGCCAUGACGAUGAUGUCGCACAUUCCAUCAGUGAUUAAAGCCCAUGGAGCUCACCUCAAAGCUAGUGCAGCUAUGGUCCGUUUAAGACUUUAUGAUAUAUUGGCUUUAUUACCUCCAAAGACAUAUGAAG
Pterocles gutturalis (yellow-throated sandgrouse) is the source of this 2059-nucleotide messenger RNA. Its product is annotated as HEAT repeat-containing protein 5B. The record is from RefSeq and is a predicted model, not a curated record. NCBI's taxonomy places the organism in Eukaryota, Metazoa, Chordata, Aves, Pterocliformes, Pteroclidae. The transcript has 13 exons. Gene Ontology annotation, cellular component: endocytic vesicle; Golgi apparatus; membrane. The annotation marks the transcript as partial. Gene Ontology annotation, biological process: endocytosis; intracellular protein localization; retrograde transport, endosome to Golgi.